AGCGGUUAGGGUGAACUAUUUAUUAUAUAUGAUAACAAGGAGAGGAGUAUAACAUAUGCAAUCAGUUAUACGUAUGGCCGAUGCUAGCAUGUUCAAGUGAUGUGCAGUAGGAAAUUGGAAUGAUCCUCCACCGUUAUACGGGUAUCUUUUCAGUUUCCUACUGCAUAUCAUUCCAACUGCCUACAUCACAUAACUUUUUUCAUUCUCAUUGAAUGAUGUGGCAUAUCAGUGAUCUAGAUGAUGUGGUAAAACAAUUAAUGAAGAAAGAGAUGAAAUGAGUUUCAUGUGAUGAAGCUAUGUCUACACUAUUAUCUAGACAUAUUGUCUAUAUAUGAAAUCGCACGGAAAGAAACUCUCUAUUGCGAGAGACUAUUUUAACAAAGAUUUCAUUCCUUUCUUGUUUACAUGGCAUCUUAGAAAUACAAAUAUGAUACCUACCCACUGAGAACCAAUGAGAAUAGCCUAAGGGUCUUGUGGAUUUUGAAAAGGUUGUUGUGAGUUGUGGAUUGUGGAAAACAAGGGCGGACUCAUGGCCUAGCGAGCGUGGGCACUUGCCUAGGCUCAUCCAUUAGUGCAAAUAGACUUAUAUAUGUGUACCAAGCAAUAAAAUGCAACUAAACAUAGGCAAAAACUGGGCAAGACGAUAUCUUUAUAGUAUGAGUAUUAUAUUUUCUUAGGCUUUUGAAGAUUUCUGGGUCUUCCACUCUUCCACGGGUGGAAAAGUAGCCGUGGGUUAUGGAAUGUGCGAAAGUUAAGAAUCGUUUGGUUCAAUAGUUGUGGCUUCUAAAAAACUGCCGUUAGCUUCACUCAGUGACAAGUGGACCCUGUCUGUCUUGUCUUCUUCCUCCGGAUGGAUCCUUGACCAAGGUCGUGCUUUCUCGCGAUGGUGGACCCAAGCUCGCCUGCUGUGGCAGAGGUCAUGCUCGCCCUUGGCGACCAACCGAGGUGGUGGAGCGCUAGACGAGGAGCUUGGUUGCAUGAAGAAUAGAUGUGUGUAGGUAAACUUGGGGGAGCAAUGGGAGGAGGGAAAGACAAGCAUGACGAGAGCGACAAGGGGCUCUUCUCAAACUUGAUGCACGGCGUUGCCGGUGGCCAUGGGUACCCCCCGCAGGGAUACCCUCCGCAGGGCUACCCACCGCAACCAGGAGCAUACCCACCUCCCCCAGGGGCGUAUCCUCCUCCACCCGGCGCAUACCCACCACAAUAUGGGUACCCUCAGCCGGGUGGCUACCCAACUCAAGGUGGAUAUCCUCCUGCAGGCUACCCCGGCUCAUCUCACCAGGGUUAUGGGAGCAGCCACGCCGGGGGCCACAUGGGGACGGGGGCAAUGCUAGCUGGAGGUGCCGCCGCCGCCGCUGCCGCUUACGGAGCACACAAGCUUUCUCAUGGCCAUAGCGGACACGGUGGACAUGGGCCCUUUGGAGGCCAUGGUCGUGGUCGUGGUCGUGGUGGUUAUGGCCGUGGUCGUGGUCACCACGGCAAGUUCAAGCAUGGCAAGCACGGACACGGCAUGUUCAGCGGCAAGUUCAAGAAGUGGAAGUGAUGUGCUCUCCUUGGUUGAUCGUAGCUAGCGGUGGUAAUGAAUCACGAUCUAAAUGUUUUUUCACAAUAUGUUAGAGUCCGUAAAUAAUUUUAGUUUAAAAAUGAAUAAAAAUAUAGCUCGAUCCUAAUCAGAUUCGAUCCUUAAAUUUUGUAGUGUAAAAUUUAUGGCACAUUACCAUCCCUAAUGAUAGCUGAAUUCAGGCUUCUAGGACAUGUGUUGCCAGGAAUGCCUUUUCAGUAUCUAUCUAGAUUGUGGCAAGUGACAUGUUGCUAAUAAGUGACAUAAAUAACCAUUUGCUGGUAUGCUGUAUAUGUUGGUCUCGUGGAUGGAGCGCUUUAAAGAUUAUAUUCUGUGUGUUGGAAUGAUAUGGUUGUACUGUA
Zea mays is the source of this 1923-nucleotide messenger RNA. Its product is annotated as glycine/proline-rich family protein. NCBI's taxonomy places the organism in Eukaryota, Viridiplantae, Streptophyta, Magnoliopsida, Poales, Poaceae. The coding region runs from base 989 to 1543 and encodes 184 amino acids. The record is from RefSeq and is a predicted model, not a curated record. The transcript is spliced from 3 exons.